Paramormyrops kingsleyae is the source of this 1483-nucleotide messenger RNA. It is a transcript of the gene psmb5, whose product is annotated as proteasome 20S subunit beta 5. NCBI's taxonomy places the organism in Eukaryota, Metazoa, Chordata, Actinopteri, Osteoglossiformes, Mormyridae. The record is from RefSeq and is a predicted model, not a curated record. Gene Ontology annotation, cellular component: proteasome core complex; cytoplasm. Gene Ontology annotation, molecular function: threonine-type endopeptidase activity.
AUUGUUAGUGCAGUUAUGUUGCCGAUUCGCUUUGUUGCGACAGACUUAUCUGUAAGAAACCGGAAAUGCGUUAUUUGUCAACUAAUCCUUACAAAGAUGGCGCUGGCAAGUGUUUUACGGGGUGAUUGUGCAGAUUUCUCCGGUCGCUCUGACCGGCCCUUUGCGUUCGGAAGCGGCUUGGAUCAGACCGAGCUGGGAUUCGCGUCCGAAGCGGGAGACGGGCCCAGCUUCGCUGUUAAAUCUGGCCUUUACCCUGAGACCGAGGAGGGCCCCGAGAGGAAGAUUGAGUUUCUCCAUGGAACCACUACGUUGGCUUUCAAAUUCCAGCACGGCGUGAUCGUGGCGGUGGACUCGCGGGCCACGGCCGGCUCCUACAUCGCCUCGCAGACGGUGAAGAAGGUGAUCGAGAUCAACCCGUACCUGCUGGGCACCAUGGCGGGCGGCGCGGCGGACUGCAGCUUCUGGGAGCGGCUGCUGGCACGGCAGUGCCGCGUGUACGAGCUGCGCAACAAGGAGCGCAUCUCGGUGGCGGCCGCGUCCAAGCUGCUGGCCAACAUGGUGUACCAGUACAAGGGCAUGGGCCUCAGCAUGGGCACCAUGGUGUGCGGCUGGGACAAGCGGGGCCCAGGGCUGUACUAUGUGGAUUCGGAGGGGAACCGGGUGUGCGGGGAUCUGUUCGCCGUGGGAUCCGGCUCCAUGUACGCCUACGGCGUGGUGGACAGCGGCCUGCGACAGGACCUGAGCGUGGAGGAGGCCUGCGACCUGGGCCGGCGCGCCAUCUACCAGGCCACCUACCGGGACGCCUACAGCGGCGGCGUGGUCAACUUGUACCGUGUGCACAGCCAGGGCUGGGAGCGCGUGUCCCAGGACGAUGUGCUGAAGCUCCACCUGCAGUACCGGGAAGAUCGGGCCUAGGAGGGGGUGUGGUUUGGUGAGGGGGAGGGGCCUCUGAUAGGGGAGUGGUCUUGGGGAUGAGCAAGGAUUCUAUCAAAUGGGUGUGGUCUAGUAAGGGGGUGGGGCUUUAUGGAGGGGGAGGGAUCUUGAUGAAGAUGGACUGUGUCCUGCAGAGUCUGAAAUAACAUUGUUUCUGUGAAGAAACUGUUCUGCUUCAUGGGACAUCUGUAUUAGAAUGUCACAAAUCACAGCGUUAGGGGAGAUGCCUGAAAUUGUACGAAUAGAUAGGAGGUAGUUUACUGGGUGGAAGUGAGUGAGUUUUACUUGUCAUGCACGUCGUAUGAGUGCACACUAAAGUUAUAGGUUGGCACUCAUUAAUAUUUCCGUUAUAUUCAUCUAUUUGUUUUCCUGUUACCUGUUUGUCAUUAUCCCAUGCAGUACCCCAGCAGGCCUGUCGAAGCUGGGGGCGCUGUCUCCUACUGUGUGAACGUGUCACCUCGAAGAACCUUUUGGCAGUCUCUCUUCCAGAGAGUUCACAUUUUACUGGGAAAGACUUCUUCUCAAUAAAGCUGGAAAAUCUCUCCUUUGA